AUGGAAAUUGUUAGUGCUAGUGUAAGUGUAAGUUAAGGAAGCUUUGAGCCAUAUGAGGAAUCAACUACGAGAUCUAAAUCACAAUAAGUAGCUUAGGAUCCUGAAAUAGCAAUGAUAGGUGAUGACUCUGAAGGGUAAAUUGAAAGAUCGCUAUACUACUUUAAGCCACCAAAAGGAACACCCAAAAAGUAUAUUGAUAGUAUAAAAAGAGAAUCAAGCAAGAAUCUUAAACUUAUAGUUAAAGGCAUAAUGUUUGUGGAAAAAUAACUUAAAUACUUGGAUGGGGAGGAAGAGCAAAAAAAUGAUUCUUUUUCUAUCAACCCAUUAGACCAGUUUUACCCAGAAAAAUCAAGAAAUAAGGAUAGCAGCAUUAAAGUUAAAGCAGAUACAUCAAAACUGCCAUUUAUACCUGCAAUAAAGUUAGAAUAGAUUAAGAUAAUGUCCUAGACGCAAAGUGAUAAUAAUUUCAAAGAGAUUUUGUAGUAGUACAAGGAAGAAUUCAAGCAAGUAUUUAAAGGGUUUGAUUCUAAAAUAGAUCCUAAGUCUAUUCAAGAUGAUAUAAAAAAACAGAAAAGCAAUCGUUACUAUACUCUCAUGAAAAACAUGAAAUAUGUUGGUCAUAUGAAUCCAUACAAGAGAAACAAUCCUGAUCUAGAUGAAUUAAGAGGUAAAUUAGAAGGAGAAUAAUUUGCUAAAAUUUAGAAAAAACUUGCUAAAAUAGAUUAGGAUAAAAAUUAAAUUCCUGAGGAAAAUCACUAGCUAAUGAUACCUGAUUCAUAAGAUGCAAAUAUAGGUAGAUCUAAUUCAUUACAACAGCUCUUUCACAAUGAGGUAGAAUCAAACAGAAGAACUUCAAAAAGGAAUCUGACAUCAAGAAAUACCAGCCUUAGCCUGUAAAAGAAAAUCAAGCAAAAUUAAAGUAUUGAUAUGAUCUAUUUUGACUCCAAACUUAAUUCCUCUAGAAUUCCACCAAAAGUUUACAGACUACAUGAAUCAACACCUUUGCAUGAGACUAAAUUAGUCAGUCCCUAUACAAUCAAAGAUAUUACUUAGAAAGACUCUGACAUAAAGAAGGUGUUUGAGUAGAUUGCUCCUGAAAAAUUCAAAAAAAAGAAAAAAAUCUUCAACCAAGUGAAGAAGAUUAAAGAAGAGAGCGAGAUAAAUGUUAGUGAUGUUGAUUAUAGCCCGAAUUACUCCUAAACUAAGAAAGCAUAUCAAAGAGAUGUGUCUUAAAUAUUUACAUAAAAGUUCAUCUCAGAAAUGAACACCAAUGAAAAGCAAAACCUUGACUAAUCUAUGAAUAAUAUGAAAAUAAAAUCUCGUAGAGAGAGUAAAAAUGCUACAAAUAUGAGCUACAAUCCUGAUUACUAUGAUAUGAAUUCUACCUUUAGACAGGAUCAUAGUCUGAAUCUCAGUAAGAGUAAAUUCAAUCCUAAUUAAUCCCGCUUCAAUCUUAAAUCUGUGCUUAAAAAUGCUAAGUCUCUAAAAACUAUUGAAAAAAUUGAUUCCAAGCUAAUAAAGCCUUUCAUUACACCUAAAGAUGAUGCCUUGAGUGUGCUGAAAAAAUUCUAGGAUUUGCAUAGAUAUAACAUGCAUAAUACUAUGAGAAAGAUAAACACAAUGGGUAGGAAGGAAUUUAAAGCUUAAGAAGAUCUCACGUACGAAGACUUCUAUCUCAAAAAUAAAAAUACAGUUAGUAAAUAGUUAGAUGAAGAUCAUAGCAUGUCAAAAUUUAGACUAGAUGAAAAAAAAAUUCCAGAAAAACUUCUCAAUUAGAUGGUUUAUAAUGUUGAAAGAGAUAAAUUAGAAUAAAAACAGAGAAACUUAUAGGAAUUAACGUUGGAGAUAUAAAAAUCUCUUAAUAAAUCGCAGUCUAAUAUUAAUUUACCAAAUCUCAAACUACCAAUGAUGAGUCCUACUUCAAAAUAACCAGAAAUUCACAAUUAGUAUGUUAAAUCAUUGAAUCAGUCCCUUGAUAAAAUUUAGUCUGUAAGUCCAAAGAAAAAGAUAGUUGAAUUUGGACCUUUAUCAUUUUACAAGUUUAAGGACAUGUUUCCAAAUAAGAAGUAAGAUUAUGAUAAAAUGGUGCAAGACCCUUAAUUAGUUGGAUCAGAAUAAACAUUGAAAAGUUACAACAAAGUCUUGAAGCAUGUGCUCUCUGAUACUCAUAAUCUGAUUGUUGAAAAGAAACUUAAGGAGAGAGACUUGUAACUCAGAGAACAAGAAAAGCUUGUUGAAUUGCAGUUAAAACAUAAAAAUGUAGAUUAAGAGUAGGAUAAGCAAUAAGAGGAUAGGAUUAAGCAAAUAUUUAAAAGAUAACUUAAGCUUCUUCAAAAGAAUCCACUCUAUCAAGUAAACUAUAAAAGAGAACAUACCAUUCAGGAUUCUAAGAUUGUUAGAGAAAAUGCUAUACUUGAUGCUAAGGUUAUCAAAAUGCAAAAUCAGUAGAAUGACGACUCAUAAAUAUCAGAAUAAAUGGAAAAAAGAGAUAUGUUUCUAAAUAGAGCUCACAAACAAGAUAGGAAGAGAUUCUUACUGGAGCAUAAAAUUAUCAAUAGAUGA
Stylonychia lemnae is the source of this 2562-nucleotide messenger RNA. NCBI's taxonomy places the organism in Eukaryota, Ciliophora, Spirotrichea, Sporadotrichida, Oxytrichidae. The record is from the annotation of a GenBank genome assembly.